This is a messenger RNA of Balaenoptera acutorostrata (minke whale), 9233 nucleotides long. RefSeq names its product dedicator of cytokinesis 9 (gene DOCK9). The transcript has 54 exons. Lineage: Eukaryota; Metazoa; Chordata; Mammalia; Artiodactyla; Balaenopteridae. The coding region runs from base 286 to 6648 and encodes 2120 amino acids. The record is from RefSeq and is a predicted model, not a curated record. Gene Ontology annotation, molecular function: guanyl-nucleotide exchange factor activity. Gene Ontology annotation, biological process: small GTPase-mediated signal transduction; positive regulation of GTPase activity.
GGGGGAGCCGCCGCCGCGGCCACAAGCACGGUUGCCCCUAGCGAGCCCCGGCGCCGCUUGGAGCGCGGGGGACCGCGGGAUCCUAGGGGGGCGGCUCGGGGCGUGACACCGAGCGGAGGGCGUGGCUCGGGCUGCGCCGCCCGGACGCGCGGCGAGCGGCGGGGGGAGCGGGCGGCGGCGCCGGGGGCCGCGGGCGGGCCGGGACGAGCGCCAAGGGCGCACCUGGCGGCGGCGCGGCCCGGCCGGACUGCCGGAGCAGGCGCGGCGGCGGCGCUGGUGGCGAGGAUGUCGCAGCCGCCUCUGCUCCCCGCCUCGGCGGAGACUCGGAAGUUCACCCGGGCGCUGAGUAAGCCGGGCACAGCGGCCGAGCUGCGGCAGAGCGUGUCGGAGGUGGUGCGCGGCUCGGUGCUCCUGGCCAAACCAAAGCUGAUUGAGCCACUCGACUAUGAAAAUGUCAUCGUCCAGAAGAAGACACAGAUCCUGAACGACUGUUUAAGGGAGAUGCUGCUCUUCCCUUAUGAUGACUUUCAGACGGCCAUCCUGAGACGACAGGGGCGGUACGUGUGCUCCACCAUCCCUGCCAACGCACAGCAGGAAGCUCAGAGCUUGUUUGUUACAGAGUGCAUCAAAACCUAUAACUCUGACUGGCAUCUUGUGAACUACAAAUAUGAAGAUUACUCAGGAGAGUUUCGACAGCUUCCAAACAAAGUGGCCAAGUUGGAUAAACUUCCAGUUCAUGUCUAUGAAGUUGAUGAGGAGGUGGACAAAGAUGAGGAUGCUGCUUCCCUCGGCUCUCAGAAGGGUGGGAUCACCAAGCACGGAUGGCUGUACAAGGGCAACAUGAACAGUGCAAUAAGCGUGACCAUGAGGUCGUUUAAAAGACGAUUUUUCCACUUGAUUCAACUUGGUGAUGGGUCCUACAAUUUGAAUUUUUAUAAAGAUGAAAAGAUCUCCAAGGAACCAAAAGGAUCAAUAUUUCUGGAUUCCUGUAUGGGUGUGGUUCAGAACAACAAAGUCAGGCGUUUUGCUUUUGAGCUCAAGAUGCAGGACAAAAGUAGUUACCUUUUGGCAGCAGACAGUGAAGUGGAAAUGGAAGAGUGGAUCACAACUCUGAACAAGAUUCUCCAGCUCAACUUUGAAGCUGCAAUGCAAGAGAAGCGAAACGGAGACUCUCAUGAAGAUGAUGAACAAAGCAAAUUAGAAGGUUCCGUUUCCGGUUUAGAUAGCUACCUGCCUGAACUUGCCAAGAGUACCAGAGAAGCAGAAAUCAAACUGAAAAGUGAAAGCAGAGUUAAACUUUUUUACCUGGACCCGGAUGCCCAGAAGCUUGACUUCUCAUCAGCUGAGCCAGAAGUGAAGCCAUUUGAAGAAAAGUUUGGAAAAAGAAUUCUUGUCAAGUGCAAUGAUUUAUCUUUCAAUUUGCAAUGCUGUGUUGCUGAAAAUGAAGAAGGACCCACUACAAAUGUCGAGCCUUUCUUUGUUACUCUAUCCCUGUUUGACAUAAAAUACAACCGAAAGAUUUCUGCCGAUUUCCACGUGGACCUGAACCAUUUCUCAGUGAGGCAGAUGCUGGCCACCACAUCCCCGUCUCUGAUGAACGGCGGUAGGCAGAGCUCGCCUGCCCUGCAGGACAUCCUUCACGAAGCCGCCAUGCAGUAUCCGAAGCAGGGAAUAUUUUCAGUCACGUGCCCUCAUCCUGAUAUAUUUCUUGUGGCUAGAAUUGAAAAAGUGCUUCAGGGGAGCAUCACACAUGGUGCGGAGCCAUACAUGAAAAGUUCAGACUCUUCCAAGGUUGCUCAGAAGGUGCUGAAGAAUGCCAAGCAGGCAUGCCAAAGACUAGGGCAGUACAGAAUGCCAUUUGCUUGGGCAGCAAGGACGUUGUUUAAGGAUGCAUCUGGAAACCUUGACAAAAAUGCCAGAUUUUCUGCUCUCUACAAGCAAGACAGCAAUAAGCUAUCCAAUGAAGACAUGCUCAAGUUACUUGCAGACUUUCGGAAACCUGAGAAGAUGGCUAAACUCCCCGUGAUUUUGGGCAAUCUAGACAUAACAAUUGAUAAUGUUUCCUCAGAGUAUCCUAAUUAUGUCAAUUCAUCAUACAUUCCUACGAAGCAAUUUGAAACCUGUACUAAAAUGCCAAUCACGUUUGAGGUAGAGGAAUUUGUGCCCUGCAUACCAAAACACACUCAGCCAUACACCAUCUACAACCACCACCUUUAUGUUUAUCCUAAGUCCUUGAAAUAUGACAGUCAAAAGUCUUUUGCCAAGGCUAGAAAUAUUGCUAUUUGCAUUGAAUUCAAAGAUUCAGAUGAGGAAGACUCUCAGCCUCUGAAGUGCAUUUAUGGCAGACCUGGCGGGCCAGUAUUCACAAGAAGCGCCUUUGCUGCAGUUUUACACCAUCACCAAAACCCAGAAUUUUAUGAUGAGAUUAAAAUAGAAUUGCCCACCCAGCUACAUGAAAAGCACCACUUGCUGUUCACAUUUUUCCACGUCAGCUGUGAUAAUUCAAGCAAAGGAAGCACAAAGAAGAAGGAUGUUGUUGAAACACAAGUUGGAUAUUCCUGGCUUCCUCUCCUGAAAGAUGGAAGGGUGGUGACUAGCGAGCAGCACAUCCCUGUCUCAGCCAAUCUCCCGUCCGGCUACCUUGGCUACCAGGAGCUUGGGAUGGGCAGGCAUUAUGGUCCAGAAAUUAAAUGGGUAGAUGGAAGCAAGCCACUGCUGAAAGUUUCAACUCAUCUGGUUUCCACAGUGUAUACUCAGGAUCAGCACUUACAUAAUUUUUUCCAGUACUGUCAGAAAACCGAAUCCGGAGCCCAAGCCUUAGGGAGUGAACUUGUAAAAUACCUUAAGAGCCUGCACGCGAUGGAAGGUCACGUGAUGAUCGCCUUCUUGCCCACCAUCCUAAACCAGCUAUUCCGUGUCCUCACCCGAGCAACCCAGGAGGAAGUCGCCGUCAACGUGACACGGGUCAUUAUUCAUGUGGUUGCCCAGUGCCAUGAGGAAGGAUUGGAGAGCCACUUGAGGUCAUAUGUUAAGUAUGCUUAUAAGGCUGAGCCGUAUAUUGCUUCCGAAUACAAGACGGUGCACGAAGAGCUGACCAAAUCCAUGACCACAAUUCUCAAGCCUUCCGCCGAUUUCCUCACCAGCAACAAACUACUUAAGUAUUCAUGGUUUUUCUUUGAAGUUUUGAUCAAAUCCAUGGCUCAGCAUUUGAUAGAGAACUCCAAAGUUAAGUUAUUGCGAAACCAGAGAUUUCCUGCAUCCUAUCAUCAUGCAGUGGAAACUGUUGUGAAUAUGCUGAUGCCACACAUCACUCAGAAGUUUCGAGAUAACCCAGAGGCAUCUAAGAAUGCGAAUCAUAGCCUGGCUGUGUUCAUCAAGAGAUGUUUCACCUUCAUGGAUAGGGGCUUUGUCUUUAAGCAGAUCAACAACUACAUCAGCUGCUUUGCUCCUGGAGAUCCUAAGACCCUCUUUGAAUACAAAUUUGAAUUUCUCCGUGUGGUGUGCAAUCAUGAACAUUAUAUUCCAUUGAAUUUACCAAUGCCAUUUGGGAAAGGCAGGAUUCAAAGAUAUCAAGAUCUCCAGCUUGACUACGCAUUAACGGAUGAGUUCUGCAGAAACCACUUCUUGGUGGGACUGUUACUGAGGGAGGUGGGGACCGCCCUCCAGGAGUUCAGGGAGGUCCGGCUGAUUGCCAUCGGUGUGCUUAAGAACCUGCUGAUAAAGCAUUCUUUUGAUGACAGAUAUGCUUCCAGGAGCCAUCAAGCAAGGAUAGCCACUCUCUACCUGCCUCUGUUCGGUCUGCUGAUUGAGAAUGUCCAGCGGAUCAACGUGAGAGAUGUAUCUCCCUUCCCCGUGAACCCUGGCAGUACUGUGAAGGAGGAAUCCCUUACUUUGCCAGCCGUGAACCCGAUAGUGACACCGCAGAAGUCUGGGAGCACGCUGGAUGCCAGUCUGCACAAGGACCUCUUUGGUGCCAUCUCUGGCAUUGCUUCUCCAUAUACAAACUCAACUCCAAACAUCAGUAGUGUGAGAAAUGCUGAUUCAAGAGGAUCCCUCAUAAGCACAGAUUCCGGGAACAGCCUUCCAGAAAGGAAUAGUGAGAAGAGCAAUUCCCUGGAUAAGCACCAGCAAAGUGGCACUUUGGGAAAUUCUCUCGUUCGCUGUGACAAACUUGACCAGUCUGAGAUUAAGAGCCUGCUGAUGUGUUUCCUCUACAUCUUAAAAAGCAUGUCUGAUGAUGCUUUGUUUACAUAUUGGAACAAGGCCUCAACAUCUGAACUUAUGGAUUUUUUUACAAUAUUGGAAGUCUGCUUGCACCAGUUCCAGUACAUGGGGAAGCGAUAUAUUGCCAGGAACCAGGAGGGGUUGGGACCCAUAGUUCAUGAUCGAAAAUCUCAGACAUUGCCUGUUUCCCGUAACAGAACAGGAAUGAUGCAUGCCAGAUUGCAGCAGCUGGGCAGCCUGGAUAACUCUCUCACUUUUAACCACAGCUAUGGCCACUCGGACGCAGAUGUUCUCCACCAGUCGUUACUUGAAGCCAAUAUUGCUACUGAGGUGUGCCUGACAGCUCUGGACACCCUCUCUCUAUUUACACUGGCAUUUAAGAACCAGCUCCUGGCUGACCAUGGACAUAAUCCCCUCAUGAAAAAGGUUUUUGACGUCUACCUGUGUUUUCUUCAAAAACAUCAGUCUGAAACGGCUUUAAAAAAUGUCUUCACUGCCUUAAGGUCGUUAAUCUAUAAGUUUCCCUCAACGUUCUAUGAGCGGAGAGCGGACAUGUGUGCAGCCCUGUGCUAUGAGAUCCUGAAAUGCUGCAACUCCAAGCUGAGCUCCAUCAGGACCGAGGCCUCCCAGCUGCUGUACUUCCUGAUGAGGAACAACUUCGACUACACUGGCAAGAAGUCCUUUGUCCGGACGCAUCUGCAGGUCAUUAUUUCCGUCAGCCAGCUGAUAGCAGACGUCGUUGGCAUUGGGGGAACCAGAUUCCAGCAGUCCUUGUCUAUCAUCAACAACUGUGCCAACAGUGACAGGCUGAUCAAGCACACCACCUUCUCCUCGGACGUGAAGGACCUGACCAAAAGGAUCCGCACAGUUCUGAUGGCCACGGCCCAGAUGAAGGAGCACGAGAAUGACCCCGAGAUGCUGGUGGACCUCCAGUACAGCCUGGCCAAGUCCUACGCCAGCACCCCCGAGCUCCGGAAGACGUGGCUGGACAGCAUGGCCCGGAUCCAUGUCAAAAACGGGGACCUGUCCGAGGCAGCAAUGUGCUAUGUCCAUGUCACAGCCCUGGUGGCAGAAUAUCUCACACGGAAAGAAGCAGACCUAGCCCUCCAGCUGGAGCCGUCCUUCCUCCCCUCCAGCCACAGCAUCUGCCAGAGGAGGCGCCGGGGAGGCAUGUUUAGACAAGGAUGCACAGCUUUCAGGGUGAUCACCCCGAACAUAGAUGAGGAGGCCUCCAUGAUGGAAGACGUCGGCAUGCAGGACGUCCACUUCAAUGAGGACGUGCUCAUGGAGCUCCUGGAACAGUGUGCAGACGGACUCUGGAAGGCCGAGCGCUAUGAGCUGAUUGCCGACAUUUAUAAGCUCAUCAUCCCCAUCUACGAGAAGCGGAGGGAUUUUGAGAGGCUGGCCCAUCUGUAUGACACACUGCACCGAGCCUACAGCAAGGUGACCGAGGUCAUGCACUCAGGCCGAAGGCUUCUGGGGACAUACUUCCGAGUAGCCUUCUUCGGACAGGGAUUCUUUGAAGAUGAAGAUGGAAAGGAGUAUAUCUACAAGGAACCCAAACUCACGCCUCUGUCAGAAAUUUCUCAGAGACUCCUUAAACUUUACUCAGAUAAAUUUGGUUCUGAAAACGUCAAAAUGAUACAAGAUUCUGGCAAGGUCAACCCUAAGGAUCUGGAUUCCAAGUAUGCGUAUAUCCAGGUGACUCACGUGAUCCCAUUCUUUGAUGAGAAGGAAUUGCAAGAAAGAAAAACCGAUUUUGAGAGAUCUCACAACAUUCGCCGCUUCAUGUUUGAGAUGCCCUUCACCCAGACUGGGAAAAGGCAGGGCGGCGUCGAGGAGCAGUGCAAACGGCGCACCAUACUGACAGCCAUACACUGCUUCCCUUACGUGAAGAAGCGGAUCCCCGUCAUGUACCAGCACCACACGGACCUGAACCCCAUCGAGGUGGCCAUUGACGAGAUGAGUAAGAAGGUGGCCGAGCUCCGGCAGCUGUGCUCCUCGGCCGAAGUGGACAUGAUCAAACUGCAGCUCAAACUCCAGGGCAGUGUGAGCGUCCAGGUCAAUGCUGGUCCACUAGCAUAUGCCCGAGCUUUCUUAGACGACACAAACACAAAAAGAUACCCUGACAAUAAAGUGAAGUUGCUUAAAGAAGUUUUCAGGCAAUUUGUGGAAGCUUGCGGUCAAGCCUUAGCGGUAAAUGAACGGCUGAUCAAAGAGGACCAGUUAGAGUAUCAGGAGGAAAUGAAGGCCAACUACAGGGAAAUGACAAAAGAGCUUUCUGAAAUCAUGCAUGAGCAGAUUUGCCCCCUGGAGGAGAAGACCAGCGUUUUGCCGAAUUCCCUUCACAUCUUCAACGCCAUCAGUGGGACUCCAACGAGCACGCUGGUUCACGGCAUGACCAGCUCGUCCUCCGUGGUGUGACGUCACCUCGUGGACCGCGUGUGGGGACUUGCUUUGUCAUUUGCAAACUCAGGAUGAUCUCCAGAGCUAAUCACUGGGCACGUGCAGGACACGGGAGACCGAGCACAGGGAACGGUCGAGGGGAGUGCGGGAGGAGGGAAAUGAAGAGCCGUGUUAUUUCGUUUCAUGGCAGAUUUUCUGGAGGAGUCCUAAGAGAGUGCACAUAUUUUUUUAAACCUUGCUGGCAAUAUUCAACAUUUUCAUUAUGUCUUAACAGAGGUAUGUGGUGGACACUCUUAAGCUGGAGUUAAAUUUUAUUCUUCCUUACAGAGUAGUAUUAAAAAUCAACGGCCUGGAGAAAACAAGUAUUCUGGAAUGUACAUAGCACUGAAAUCGAGGCUGGGGUAACCUUUUGCCUCUAGGCUAAGCUGGAAAAUCUUGAAAAUUUUUUUUUUUUUCCUGUGGCACAUUCAGGUUGAAUACAAGAACUAUUUUUGUGACUAGUUUUUGAUGACCUAAGGGAACCGACCAUUGUAAUUUUUGUACCAGUGAACCCGGAGGUUUAGUGCUUUUAUACUCACUUACUUGCAUUUAAAAAAUAUGAAAGCUUAAGAAACUAUGUGAGCUUAGGACUAGUCAAGCAGUUUAGAACCAAAGGCCUGUAUUAAUAAACACAACUAUGCUAAACAUUUAAAGUAGUACAGUAUACUGUUAUGUACAUAGAGUUUGUUAAUACAGUCUUGGCAUUGUGUACAUACACGUAUGACAUUUCUACAUUUUUAAUACUCACAUCAGCUUCCGCAUAAAGUUUAAUUGUGACAGAUUUGUGUUGUUCUUAGUAUAUGCAAUACACUUGACUUUACUGUUUUAUUCUUGUACAUAAAAAAAGUGCAAUAUGGAGAUGUAUACAGUCUUUGCUAUGGUUAGGUUUAUAAACUGUUUUAAAAAUUUCAUCCUUUUGCCAAAAUGGUGGAGUAUGUCAUUGGUAAAUCAUAAACCCUGUGGUGAAUAGUGGUGUAAUGUAAAGCUUUCACCAUGUUAUAUUUUCUUUUCAGACAUUAAUUUAGUAAUUUUAUAUUUGGGAAAAAUAAAGGUUUUUAAUUUUAUUUAACUAGAAUCUCUGCCCUGCUGUAAUUAAACAUUCUGUACCACAGCUGUAUUAAAAAUAACAUUGCUGAUUUUCCGGUAGUGAGUAUUGGGUAUUUAUUGUCUGACAGUCCUAAGAGGGGCAGGAUAUUGAAAUAUUUGGGGGUAAAAUAAUGUGGUAAAUGAAAUUUGCUUUAAAAUACCUAAGGGGGAAAAAAAGAGGGUAGGUAGAUGACAAAUGUUGGUGAUUGUGGAAGCUGGGGCUGGGUACAUGGGAAUCAUUGUACCCGUUUCUCUGCCUUUGUGUAAGUUUCCAUGGUACAGAUUUCAAGAGGCAGGGCUAGGGACCAGAUCUUCCAGAGGAUGUGGAUAAAUGCUUUGUUACACUGCAGUCUGGCUCUGAAGUCUACUGGUUGUUCCCAAGUAUACAUAGACACGUUAAUACUUCUGUCGUUUCCUCUUCAACUGUACCAAGGUCUCCAUCUUUAUCAUCUCCCUGCUUGCUUUGAAGGUGAGUACUCUGGGAUGAGGUGGUCAUUUAUCCCAGCAGUGCAUCAGUGGCCAGGUGUGCACACACUCCCUGUGCCCUACAUCAUCAUAAACGCUGAAGCCGAGUCAAGUGAUGCCUCAGACUGCAGGUGCUGGUCUGCAGUCUGCCUGUGGUGUGCCCAGGGACCCAGCAGAGGAGCCACUCAGCCCCAGAGUUCCAGUGAUGGAAGCAAGAGGAGUCUUUCACAAGAGAUAAAAUAGCUGGUUUUCCUACUUGAAGGGUUUUGGAGGCUGUCUUUUUUCAUAACCAGUUGAGGAAGGAAAUCAUGAUGCUGUGUACAUCCUGAGCACCCAGAUGCCAAGGAUCUUUUGGUGUCUUUGGAACAUUCUCUAUCAGUGGGCAAGGCUGUAUUUUACAGAUGGCGACAAGGUCAUGAAGAAGAGAUGUGAGGAGUUACGACAACUCACCAGGCUGCAGCCCAUUCAUUAGUGGAUCCAGACUUAGGGCUUGAGAAGAUUCUCUGUGAUUGCCCUGAGUCUCUGACGUGUCAGCCCCGUGUAAUAAACCUUGACUGUCCCUAACACCAGCAGGGAUAGGUAUAAGAGUUUGUCUCCCUUGUUGCUGAGCUGGAUUUCCUGGUCACAAAUGCCUCAUUUAGAAGCCAUAAAAUGCAAGUCAUUGUGCAGUAAGAUAAAUACAUCUAGAAGGAGAUAACUUGCUACCUUGUGGUUAAACUUGGAAAGUAGUUUGUACAGAUUUCAUGUCAGAUAAGAUUCAGCUUGGAAGGUGACCAGCCCUCACUAAUUACAACAGUGGAGAAAGGAACCAUCUCUAAGAUGAAGACAUCUAUUGACCCUGCACUGAAACACAUUCACAUCAAUUAAAAACCUCAUUUAGUUUAGGCAUAAAAUUUUAAUUUUGGUAUAAAGUUACACAUUAAAGUAGUAGUUUAUUGGGGAAAAUUGUGUUUUUUAACAUUAAGAAAUCUUUAUUGCUAGUUUUCAAUAAAUUUUUAAAUGUUUUCCAUAGA